This is a messenger RNA of Nicotiana tabacum (common tobacco), 1042 nucleotides long. Lineage: Eukaryota; Viridiplantae; Streptophyta; Magnoliopsida; Solanales; Solanaceae. The record is from RefSeq and is a predicted model, not a curated record.
AAUAUGAUUAUGUAAGAGUGCCUCCUACAACUACUACUGCUAUAAAUAGCGCACACACAAAUCGUUUCUUGGAAAGCUCAAACGUGUUCAAUCCUUAUCCUUCUUUUUUUUUUCUCCUCGUUUUUUACAAUAAUCGAAUUGGGGUAUUUGCUAAAACAACCAAAGAUUGGAUUUUUUUUCAUUCUGUGCAAUAAUUUUUGGGUUUUGAUCUGAGAGGAAAAGAUGGAGGGUGUUGAUUACUUGGCUGAUGAGAGGAAAAAAGCUGAGUUUGAUGUGAAUGAGAUGAAGAUUGUUUGGGCUGGUUCUCGCCAUAAUUUUGAAUUAUCAGAUCGUAUCUCCAAGCUUGUUGCUAAUGAUCCUGGCUUCAGCAAGGAAGGCAGAACUAUGCUUCCCAGGAAAGAACUAUUUAAGAACACGCUAAGAAAGGCGACAUAUGCAUGGAAACGGAUCAUUGAACUUCGUCUUUCUGAAGAAGAAGCAGCUAAGUUAAGGCAUUUUGUAGAUGAGCCUGCCUUUACCGAUCUUCAUUGGGGAAUGUUUAUACCGGCCAUAAAAGGACAGGGCACAGAUGAACAGCAGAAAAAGUGGUUGCCGUUGGCCUAUAAGAUGCAAAUAAUUGGGUGCUACGCUCAAACUGAACUUGGACAUGGGUCCAAUGUGCAAGGCCUUGAGACCACUGCCACAUUUGAUCCUCAAACAGAUGAAUUUGUCAUUCAUAGUCCUACAUUGACGUCAAGCAAGUGGUGGCCUGGUGGAUUGGGUAAAGUCUCUACCCAUGCUCUUGUGUACGCUCGUCUUAUAACAAAUGGUAAAGACUAUGGGAUUAAUGGUUUUAUUGUCCAACUACGAAGCUUGGAGGACCACAAACCUCUUCCAGGUGUUACUGUUGGAGACAUUGGAUUGAAAUUUGGAAACGGGGCAUAUAAUACUAUGGAUAAUGGGGUAUUAAGAUUUGAUCAUGUGCGCAUUCCAAGAGAUCAAAUGCUGAUGAGGGUUUCACAAGUUACCAGAGAAGGAAAAUAUGUCCAAUCUGAUGUUCCCC